CAAUUUUUCUUCAAUAAUUGUGAUAUCAUUCAUGACAGUAAACUUUGGGCUUCAAUCAUACAUUGUCUUUGUCCUUUUUUCACAUGCCAUAAACUUCUUUUUCCAACAGAUGACAACUCAAUUGCUCAUCAAUUAUAUUUAUAAAUAAAUACCAGUUCCGUUUUUAAUAUUAGCAAUUGAAACACCAACUAAUUAAAGCAAGAAAAAAUUGUAAUAUGAAUAGUUGAUAACUUGAUUUGGCAAAAAGAAAAGAUGAAAGAAUUGUUAGCCAACACCCAUAAUGUAAUUUUAUACUGUAACAAAAACAAUGUCUCUAAGUAGGAUUAAAUUUUAUUGAUCUUGUUAUUUAGUUUAAACUUAUUUUAGUAAUAAUAAUAUCAAAAAGUUUUUUGUUUUUUGUGGAUUGAGGUGUGUGUGUAUUUUAUAUAAAAUAUGCAAGUACUCACAUGGUUUGUGUUGUACAUGUUCCCUCCCCUAUAUAAAAGAGAGAGAUGGAGUGUUAAAGAAGAGAGAGAUAUUAUUAUGGGUUUGAAGAAUGACUUGGUGGUGUACACAAGAUUAGAAUGUGAGAGCUGUGAGGAAAUGACUUGUUGUAUAGAGAAAGCUAAAGAAGAAGGAGCAGAUCUGGUGGAGCUUUGCAUUGACGACUUCACUUUCUCUGACAUUUCACAACUUGAAGAACUACUCAAGCAAAGAAGUUUACCAUCCAUAGUUUCUUUCAGGCCAAAAUCUCCGAUAAAUUCUGAGGGCAAGAAAACAUGUAUCCAAGUUCUCAAAUUAGCUGUGGAAUUGGACGUUGAGUUCGUCGAAGUCGACACUCAGGUUGUCUGCCAUCAAGUGGUUGCUGAAUUGAUGAAGAGCCGAUCAAAUAGCAAAAUAAUUGCUUCUACUUAUGUCAAUGGUGGAAACCCUACUAAAGACACACUUUGUAAUUCCAUCAUAAACCUGCAGUCCACAGGAGCAGAUAUCAUCAAACUUGUCAUUGAUGUAGCUUAUAUUACAGACGUUGCACCAGUUUUCCAUAUGCUUACACAUUCUCAGGUCCCUCUAAUUGUUAGGGCAGCAGGGGAUAGAGGACUUAUAAGCCAACUAUUGGGUCCAAAAUACGGUGCUUUCUUUGUUUGUGGAUCUUUGGGAGGCAAAUACACCCCUGGCUUGCCAUCUUUGACCACCAUUAAACAGGUUUAUAAACUCCAAUAUGUCAACCCAGAUACUAGAAUUUUUGGUGUUAUCUCAAAUCCUGUUGGCCAUAGCAAGGGACCCCUUCUACACAACCCCGCCUUUAGGCAUACAGGAUACAAUGGAAUAUAUGUCCCACUACUAGUUGACAAUGUCAAGGAAUUCUUUCGGGUUUUCUCAUGCAAUGACUAUGCUGGUUUCAGUGUUGGUAUCCCACAUAAGGAAGCAGCAGUACGGUGUUGUGAUGAAGUUGAUCCACUUGCUAAGUCUAUAGGAGCUGUAAACACAAUUAUAAGGAGGCCUUCUGACGGCAAGCUCAUUGGUUAUAAUACAGAUUGUGAGGCUUGUGUGACGGCAAUUGAAGAUGCACUUAGAGAGAGACAAAAGACCAAUGGCCAUGCAUCAAAUGUUUCUCCAAUUGCUGGGAAAUUGUUUGUAUUAGUUGGGGCAGGUGGUGCAGGGCGAGCUAUUGCUUUUGGUGCCAAAAGCAGAGGGGCAAGGGUUGUAAUAUUCAACCGCAAAUAUGAGAGAGCAAAAGCUCUGGCUGCAGCAGUAUCCUGUGACGCUUUGCCAUAUGAACAUCUGAAUGAUUUCUGCCCUGAGAAGGGAAUGAUUCUUGCAAAUGCUUCUGCUGUGGGCAUGCAGCCAAAGUCUGAUCAAACUCCUAUCUCAAAGGAGGCAUUGAGAUCAUACGAACUAGUAUUUGAUGCGGUUUACACACCUAGAAAUACACGGUUAUUGCAGGAAGCUACAGAGGUUGGAGCUACAGUGGUGAGUGGGGUUGAGAUGUUUGUCCGGCAGGCACUUGGGCAGUUUAAAUUGUUCACCAAUGGAUUAGCACCAGUAGAUUUUAUGCGGAGGAUUGUAUAUGAGCAAUUUUGAUUCAUUUAGAAGAAAAUCAGGAUGAUAUUUGACAACUCCAUAGAAGACGAGGUUUCUGAAAAAAUUCUUAUGAUUUACAUGGGAUAUAUGUAAAUAAAUUAUGAUUGUAAUAGUAGGAAGAAACAUAUAUCCCAUAAAGGGCAAUAAUACUUGUUAUGUUAGAUGAUGAAAAUUACUGGAACAUGAUUCAUACAGCUGCUGAUGUUAUUAUGCAUUUGAUUGAAAAAACAAUUGUAAAAAUUAAGAAUGAAAUUCCUUGUUAUUGGAGGCAAGGCAUUAAACAAAAACAGAGAGAUGCAUUCAUGGCAA
This is a messenger RNA of Solanum lycopersicum (tomato), 2370 nucleotides long. Its product is annotated as bifunctional 3-dehydroquinate dehydratase/shikimate dehydrogenase, chloroplastic. Gene Ontology annotation, molecular function: 3-dehydroquinate dehydratase activity; shikimate 3-dehydrogenase (NADP+) activity. NCBI's taxonomy places the organism in Eukaryota, Viridiplantae, Streptophyta, Magnoliopsida, Solanales, Solanaceae. Gene Ontology annotation, biological process: chorismate biosynthetic process; shikimate metabolic process. The record is from RefSeq and is a predicted model, not a curated record.